Molecule: messenger RNA, 740 nt
Organism: Apis cerana (Asiatic honeybee)
Lineage: Eukaryota; Metazoa; Arthropoda; Insecta; Hymenoptera; Apidae
Source: RefSeq, a predicted model, not a curated record
AGCUUCAUAAAUUAUUGUUGCUAACAAUUUUAAAUAAACAAUCAAGUAAAAUAUUAAUUUUUUUUUUAAGCAAAAAAUACAUUCUAUUUUGAAAGUAGAAAUCGUUAAAUAAUUAGAUAGUUCUACAUAUUUAUACUUUCCUUUAAUAACAAGAAAUCUAGUAAAAAUAUCUAUGAACAAAAGAAACGAAAAGUAUUCGAAGAAAAAGAGAGUAGGAAAGCGGAUAGAUAUAAGGACAACCUGCUUUAUUGGAAUUAUUAGUUUAUUCUAUGAUCCACAUCGAAGACAACUAUUAGAAUCUACAAAUUGAUAUUUUAUCAUGAAAAUAAAAUUAUUGUCACAACUUAUUUUAAUUUUAAUGGGAUUGCUGGUUACUAUAUCUCAAGGAUUCCUCUUCGGAUUUCCUAGGAAUGUAUUAAGAGAUUUUUUGCAAUUAUUAAAGGAAAGGAAAGAAGUAAAGGAAAAUCUUCAUAUAGAUCAUUAUCAUAUGUAUUAUUAUCCAAUAGAAUAUUCAAUAUUUGAACCACGAUUAAAAGCACCUAAAAAAUACGAAUUAAAAGAAAUACAUAAUAAUCAUUUGGCAACACUUGGAUGGUCUAAUCAUGAAUAUAAAUAUGUUCCUGAAUCUAAAAUUAAAAUUUCUUCUAGUUUAUAUGAUUCGUGAAAACAAUCUGUAUUCUGGAAUCAUAAAAUUUUUGAUUGAUAUGUGUAGAUAUAAAUAAAAUAAUUAAAUAUUUACA